Messenger RNA from Xiphias gladius (swordfish), 5455 nucleotides. RefSeq names its product ring finger protein 169 (gene rnf169). Gene Ontology annotation, molecular function: nucleosome binding; ubiquitin-protein transferase activity. The record is from RefSeq and is a predicted model, not a curated record. Gene Ontology annotation, cellular component: nucleus; site of double-strand break. Lineage: Eukaryota; Metazoa; Chordata; Actinopteri; Istiophoriformes; Xiphiidae. Gene Ontology annotation, biological process: double-strand break repair. The transcript has 6 exons. The coding region runs from base 108 to 1892 and encodes 594 amino acids.
GGUUGGCGGGCUGCACGCGCGUCCACUCUGCGCUCGCGCUGUUCCGGCGGCGGCAGGGCGGGGUUUGUUUUGAGAGCGGACCGGAGAGAGAAGACUCAACAGGGAAGAUGGCGACCGCAGGGUCCGCCGAACGGCCCGGCAAACUGGCCAGCGCCGCUGCCGGCAGGUCCCAGUCCGGCUCGGGGCCUGGAGCCGGGUGCAGGUUUGGAUCCGGCCCGCCGGAGGACGAGGUGACGAAGUGCGCGGCGUGCGUGGAGGCUCAGCCCGGCGUUAGUCCGCCCUGCGGACACCCGGCCUGUCCGCUCUGCCUGGCCCGGAGACAGUCUGGCGGCGAGGAGCGGCUCCGGAGGAGGAGUGACCCCGAGAGGAGUAGCAGCAGGCCGGGAAGGAGGGACUCCGACAGCCGGAGAGAGCUCUUCAUCUCUCCUGCUCUCAUCCCAAAGUCUGCAGAGGUUUUAUCGGCAUCGACUGGGAAACACAAGCUGUUGUUGUCUGAGGACAGAGAGGAGUUCAGGAGAAGAAACACCCUGAUCUGUAAAGACGAAUCGGUCCGACGUGAUGAAGAGACUGGAGUUCUGUCAGACUCGGAGAACGAGGAGCCGAUCAGCAGGAGGAUCAGAAACGUCUCCGCCUUCGUCAGGAAAACCAAAAACGCGUCGGCCGUCACUGGUGUUUCCCAGAGGAGUCGAAGCUGCACUGACCCGGUGGAGGACAGAGGAGGGAAACUGAAGGUCGCCACGCAGCCAGCCAUGAUGGACCGGGUCGGAAUCAGUCACAGCUACACAGCAGGAAUCCUCCUUUCCUCUGAGAACAGUCGCUCCGUCUCAGCCCCGAUCACCGCCCCUGACCGGAGGCUCACCUGGCGAGCUGUGGUCACGUCGUCGUCGUCGUCGACGACUCCUCUGGUCCUCCCUCCGCCCCGACCUGAGCGCUCCAUCAGCCCCGAGAGCAACGACAGCAUCUCGGAGGAGCUCAACCACUUCAAACCCAUCGUCUGCUCGCCGUGCACGCCGCCCAAACGGCUACCCGACGGCCGUCUGAUGGAGCCCACCAUCGUCAAGUCCACGCCCAGGAAUCUGACCCGCGGCCUUCAGAAGGCCACCACCUACGAGGCCAGUCCUGCCGUGCUGCAGAAGUGGAGGCAGAUCGAGCUGGAUCGCCAGAGCCUCAAAGUGAACUCUAAGGCCACGCUGACGAGCCCCGUCACCGAGCUCCAUAACAAGACCAGCGGGGGGGAGGACGCAACAAAGACUCAUCAGUCUGUUGCAGGAGACGGAGUGGUGUCCGUCAACAAGAGGAAGCUGCUGUUCGAUCCUCCGGCCGGGGACACGGACACCUUCCAGAAACAGUCCGUAAAGAUCCGGGUCCCUGCGAUCCGCUACAGCAGCGAGGCGACUUUCAGAGGAAAUUCAGACUUUGAGGCGACAGUCGCCACUCCCGAGUCCGGCAGCGGGGGAGCGUUGUUUAGUCGAAAACAGUCAUUCUCGCCCUACACUAAAAACUCUGGUUUCCAGUCCUGUAAAUUAGUGCCAAAGGACUCGCAGAGUCCCAGGAAGGAGUCUGACAGUAGCAUCCACAACCAGUCUACCUCAAGGAGGGGCAAGAAGAGGAAGCAGAAGACCAAACACCUGGACUCAGACCGCGACUCUGACCUGAAGAGGAGCCGGUCGGUCAGCCAGGAGGCCUUCGACGAGAGGUACAUCCGUCAGAUCCAGCAGGAACGUCAGGACCGGGUGGUCGCCCUGAAGCUGCAGAGACAGUUCGACCUGGAGAACCAGACCGUCAACCGCAGGAGGAGCCCCGACAAGUACUUCCUGCGGUCCUGGAUGUCCAAUCAGAACCGCAGGAAGCGCGGCCUGAGGAGAUCGCGACGGAUCAACAAGAAGCACUAGAGAGGAGGAGUCGUCUGCUGACUCGGCACAAAGACGGACCGGAAGAGGUUCAUAUAUGCAAAGUGACGAAAGGUGAAGGUUUAAUGAAGAGUAUGAAUGUUUUUACACGACCAUCGUCUCAACAGCAGUCUGACUUUGUUUCAACUGCGGUUGAGAAAAAGGUUUUAUAAACCCCCAACCUGUACAUUUCUUCAAAACGUUGUUUUCUUUUCACCAGCAAAUAACCAAAAACUGAGCUACAUAACCAUCAGCUGCAGCCCGAACAGUUUUUAUUUAAGGUCCGACAGGACCUAGCGGAGCGGAGGUAACUCGGAAACAUCUCGCUACGACAGUCCACCGACGGCAACCACAUAAACACUCAUCGUGUCACAACCACUUAGAUAAAGGUAACAUCCGAAAACCCGAACUUUCUCCUCAGCUCAGUGCAAAGCUGGAUCUGUUUGCUGACGAGACUGAAGAAACGGUCCGGGGACUCGGUGUAGACUCUGAGAACUACAGACGGACGUUUGGAUUGAUGUUGAAAAUGUUAUAGAUUUAACGAUGAUUGACUGAUUAAUAAAAUCAGUAGACUGGUGCACAAAUGUGGGUCGUAAGGACACAGAGGGCUGAUAACUAAAACCAUCUGAUGAAAGCUGAAUGAUAAUUAAACAGACGGUUUCACGUUUGUCUUUGACUUCACUGUCCUACCAAACCGAGCAUUAGCACGACAUGGUCGUCCCGCUGUCCCCUUUCUAAUGACGUUUAUUAAUCUGCCGGUUAUUGGCAAACAGUACAAAAUGCAGACCGCGAUUCCCUGGAGCCCAAGUUGAUGCCAUGAAACGUCAAAUCCCCAAAUAUUCAGUUUACUAUCACGCAGGACAAGAAAAAGCAGCACAUUUUCACAUUUGAGAAGCUGAAACCGUCAAAUGUUUUUGCAUGUCUGCUUGAACAGUGACCUAAACCGUUAAUCGGUUAUCGAAACAGCUGGCCAUCGAUUAUCUGCCGAUCGACCGAUCGAUUAACUGUUGCGGCUCUGAUGUAUUUCUGAAAUGUUCUGGUUUGUAAAACGGUGGAAGCGCAGGAAGAACCUCGCACCAGAGACUCACGGGGUUCUUAAGAACUCGUUUUGUGUGGAAAACCCAGGAUACGGGUUCCUGCAGUGGAAGGACUGUGGUCAUGUGUAUUUUUGUUUGAAACGUGACUGAAACGAUCAAAAUAUUUGCUGAUUAUUUUUCCGUCGUUGGACUCGGAACCGGUCCGAUACGGUUUUAUCGUCCCGGACGUGUCCAGAAGCUCCUGACUUGUGCCACCACCUGCUCCUGGACACUACAAAUGAAUUUAUACUAUACAUGUUGAGUCCUGCGAGGAGUUUAAAGUUCAACUGACCCUCAGGUGUUUGGACAGAACCAGCUGGGCAGUCAGGUUCUAAACAGAACCUCCUAACCUCGUACACAGUCUGGUUCUGACGGUGGGGAUUUUAAUCUGAUAACGGACGAGACCUUCUUCUGGUUCCAACACGGACCCCUUUCACCAGUGAUUCAUGUUUCUGCGUCAGUCAACACCUGAGGAACCGAGGAUGAUGGGACGUUUCUGCGAUUAAAAACCAACGGAGGCGUGAACUUGUCCCCGUACGGCUGCUGGUCCGUAUCUGCCGCUGACAGUCUUCCAGUCUGAGCGUUUGUCAGACAUUUCUUUGUUUUCUGGGUGUCGGCCCCCAACUUUUUGAAGCUGUGGAUGGAGUACUCUCCCUGACCGCUGAGGCUCAUGGGUACUGUAGUCUAGACCAAACUGAAAGAGAAGAAACCCAAUUUAUCUGGAGGGAUUUCUGCCCGAAGACCAGAACGGACCCGAGCGGUCUGGAUCAGGAGACUCUGCGGUUCGCCCCGCUACUCUCCAGGAGUGAGAAGUCAUGUGACCGUCGAGCUGUAUUGGUUUUUAGGGUCAGGAUGAAACAGUGCGUCUGAAGAGGGACUCUGAGUGUCGUCAGUGUCAGACUUUAACGUUUAAUGUCAGAAGCCGUAUUCACAUUGUUUGAUCGGUGGAGAGACUCAGUUAAACGCUUCAGCACUUUUACCAGAUCAGACUCGACGAAACCAGAGUUUGUGGUUGUUACCGGAACUGCUGUGUAGGUGUCAGAAAAAACUGAGCAGGGCUGCAACUAAUGAUUAUCAUCGGGAUCAAUUAAUCUGCUGAUUAUGUUCUCAAUUAAUCCAUCUGGUCAUUAAAUCGUCAGAAAAUAGUCAAAAUGCCUUGUUUGCUCAAAUACCUGAAAAUAUAAAACUUACACUGAUUAACAAAAACAGAGAAACAGGUCUGAGUGGCUGUAAACAGCAAUUUUUUGUUAUUGUUGCUGGAAAAAAACGACUGAAUUAAUUAUCAAAAUCAUUCCUGAUUAUUUUAUCAUCGAUCGUUGCAACUCUAACAUUGAGGGAUAUUUAUGAAAGAUUUGUCUCCCUGAUUUAGGCACUAAACAGUCAAAUUAUUGCUUAUUUACUAAAGGACGACAGAAGUUUUGUGCCGGUAAAGUGGAAGACAAGCGUUUCCACUGAAAACUGCAUGUAUUAGUGAGCUAUGCCAAUGCUGACGGGCUAAAGUUAAUUUAUUUUGAGCUAAUGAAGAUGUGAAGCUGUGUGUGUUUCUGAUGUGUGAAUUAAUGAGCCUGUGUUCAAACUACAGUGGUUUGUUUAGCUCCUCGUCACCAGCCAUUGCAGAUGGGGCCCAGGCUGCCACACCAAACUCCAUUCAGAAAACAGGCAAUUUGAUUUUUUUUUUUUUUUUAGCUGUCAAAACCACACAGUCGGUCAGUAGCGUUGGUUAAUUCCUAAUGUGUAAGUCAGUAGACGUGUUAGUGCAGGAACCCCUCUGGCGCUUUGUCCAUUUCUUUCUUUAUUAAAGAAACCAGGGGGAAGCCUCACGAUCUCAGCUCAGUCAGAAGUCUUUUAUUUUGAGUUCUGGCGAAAUGACGUUUUUGACACAUCGGCAUUAAAUAUAUAAAAGCUUGUAUCUAAAUUGUAUGUAACUACAUGUAAUCACUGACAUUCCACCGCUGGAUAUCCUCCGUUGUUUUUACAGUAUAAUGUGAAUACGGCUUCAACCUGUCACCUGCAAUUCAUUAUUUCUUCACAUUCCUGAUGACGAUUUUCCGGACGAUUUUCCAGCUUUUAGAUUAUUUUCCCUCCUUCCAGGCAGCCAUGAAAAUGUCGUCACUUGUUGUAUCUGUCAUUAUAACCUAAUCACGUGGAUCAUGUCGUAACAGUUGAGUCAGGAGUUGUUGAUUUCUUUAUUGAUUUGUUGAUUUUUUUUGGGUUGAAACUGGCAGAAAGCUGCAGUUUAUUUCCGCUCAGCUGCCAUAUGUUUCUGAGUGAGAUCAAUAUUGUUUUAUUAUUAAUUAUUGACAGUUUGAAGUAUUUGAGAGUUUCUGUUCAAGCUCUUUGCUGUAAUUUUGACGGAGCUGAAGGGCUUUUGUUUUGUUUUUUACUGACGCCACAGGAGCUUUACUCUCUACAACACUGAUAUGCACAUUUUCUAAAGUUGUACUAAAGCUUUCAUCCUUCAGUUGAUGCAGUCUGACAGCAGAGUGUUCA